Emiliania huxleyi CCMP1516 is the source of this 2112-nucleotide messenger RNA. RefSeq lists its product as hypothetical. Gene Ontology annotation, molecular function: ubiquitin protein ligase binding. NCBI's taxonomy places the organism in Eukaryota, Haptophyta, Isochrysidales, Noelaerhabdaceae. The record is from RefSeq and is a predicted model, not a curated record. Gene Ontology annotation, biological process: ubiquitin-dependent protein catabolic process. The transcript has 21 exons. Gene Ontology annotation, cellular component: anaphase-promoting complex. Bases 11 to 1918 code for a protein of 635 amino acids.
UGACGAUCCGAUGGAGAGCGGCGGAGAGCCGAUGGACACGGACGACGAGGAUGGCGGCGGCGGCGGCGGGUUGCGCGCUCUGUGGGGAGGAGGGCCGGCCCCAGUGCAGCUGCGGCGGCUGAGCGAGGCGCUGCGAGGGCUGCGCUGGAUGCCGCUGGCGGAGGCGUCGGUGUCGGCGAUGCUUCAGGCGCACCUGCGGCUCUCCCUGCGCGAGCGAUGCGCCGGCAGGUUCGAGUCGUGUGUGAUGGAGCGGCAGCUCGACUGGAUCGACGCCUCGGUGCUGCCCUGGGUGUCUGCGGCGCUCGAGUCCGGCGCGGACCAGUGGCGAGCGCGCGAUUUGCUGACGGCGGCGUCGGCGCCGCUGAAGCAGUGGCGCGCGCGGCUGCGUUUCUUCUUCAUGCAGUCCCUCGCGGGCAUGCGGAUCGCGGAGCUCUUCGACAUUCUGGUCGACUUCCCGGACUCGACGCCAGCGCUGGACGACCUGCACGCUUGCCUGCACCACACGCACCAGCACGCAGACAUCGUGCAGGGGCUCGGCGAGGCGCUCGAAAAGCGGCUGCUCAAGCCGGGUGCCGAGACGCACCAGAUUUUAGAGGUCUACAUUGGCAUGAUCCGCGCGCUCCGGCGGCUAGACCCGUCCGGCCUCACGCUGGACGCCGUCUCGGAGCGCGUGCGCGCCUACCUCAAGCUUAGGCCCGACACUGUCAAGCAGAUCGUCACCACGCUGACCGACCCCGACUCGUCGGACUUGCUCGAGCCGGUCGGAGGCGGCGCGGCGGCAGAGGUUGUGCAGGAGGCGGCGGCCGACGGCGACAUGGCGCCCGAUCCGGACGAGAGCCGCGGCGACGAGGCCGCCAUGCUCAAGUGGGAGCCGGAGCCUGUCACCGCCGACGGAGCCUCCUCGGGCGGCGCGGCGGCGCGGCGCGCGCCAGACGUCCUCGCGAUCCUCGUGCAGAUCUACGGCUCCAAGGCGACGUUCGUCAACGAGUUCCGCAAGAUGCUGUCCGAGAAGCUGCUCGCGUCUGCGUCGCACGACACAGAGAAGGAGGUGCGCAAUCUCGAGCUCCUCAAGAAGCGGUUCGGGGACGCCGCGCUCUCGGCGUGCGAGGUCAUGCUCACCGACGUGGCCGAGUCGCGCCGCAUUUCGCGCUCGAUCCAGCAGCACUUCGGAGGCGUCUCUGGCGGAGGCGAGGGCGCCACGCUGAUCGACGCGACCGUCGUCUCGCGCCUGUGCUGGCCGAGCCUGCCCACGGACACUUUCACGCUGCCCGCCGGCGUGAAGAAGGAGAUGGCGCGCUUCGAGAAGCAGUUCGCACACAUCAAGGCGCCGCGCAAGCUCGUGUGGAAGCCGUCCCUCGGAACCGUCACCCUCGACGUCACUUUCCCCGACGGCAGCGUCGGAGACGUGCAGUGCAAGCCGCUGCAAGCGACGAUCCUGCUCCGGUUCGGCGCGCAGCAGAGAUGGGCGCUGGCGGAUUUGGCGUCCGAGCUCGGCAUCGCCACCGACGUGGUUCGCAAGAACCUCUCGAUCUGGCUCAACCGCGGCUUCAUCUCCGAGGUGCGCGACGCGGGCGGCGGCGCAGUCUUCGAGGCGGCGACUUCUCUCGGCGCUGGCGACGAGUCGAGGCACGACGCGGGCGAGGACGAGGACGGCGACGCGGUGGCCAGCUUGGCGGAGGAGCAGCGCAUCGCCGAGAUGAAGGUGUACGAGCAGUACGUGAUCGGCAUGCUGACCAACCUCGAGUCCCUGCCCGUGCAGCGGAUCCACAACAUGCUCAAGAUGUUUGUGCCCGCGAGCGGCGGCGACCGAGGCUACGAUUGCUCCGAGCAGGAGCUGCAGCGCUUCCUGAUGCACAUGGUCGAGGAGGCCAAGCUCGAGCACUCGGCGGGCCAGUACCGCAUCGCCGGCCGGCACUGAGCUGCUGCAAGCGGGAGCAUCGAGGCGGUCGUUUGGCCGUCGCGGCGUCGCCGCGUACGUUCGACGGCCCUGGAAUCGGCCUGGCGAUCGGAGGGGCUGCUGCCGGGUAAGGCGGUGAGCAUGGUGCGGCCGCGGGAACUGUCGCACAGCACACGUCGCCUUCGUAGGACGUAGCUUGAUCCAUUCUCGCUCGA